CAGCCAUCCAGUCAGAAGCCAAACGUCCUCGUGUCUAACAGCUUCCACAGCGAUCUCACCAGCGGUAUAAUCUGGUCGACAUGAUGAGGACGGUUCCUGUGGCCUCAGCGCUCCUGACAGCCAUAGUGGUCGUUACUGUGGUUUUCUUCAACCGUCCAGUUGUGCGAGACGACCACAGGAAUAGAAAAGACAACUAUUCUGCUCUCCAGAAACAAAUGGAGGAGCUUCAGGUGGGUCACCAGAGGGCGACUGUGCUGCUCAACAAGCUCCUGUGUCAGGCAAACCAGGUGCUGCCAUCAGGCGGUUUCUGUCUUCAUAACAACAAAUUAGUGGUUGGUGGUAACCACAUGUGGAGUGGCCAGCUGUGCGCGGGCUUGGAGCAGCUCUUCGGCAACACCACCGUGGCCGACCUCGGGGCGGGCCUGGGCCACUACGGCAGGUGCUUCCUCCGCAGGUCAGAGGGCAUACUGAACCACCCCAACAAGGUGGAGAUUGAAAAUAUCAACAAAGAUUACACGAAUUUAAUGAAGCAUGCAGGACUCUCCGGUACCCCACAAGUCAUCAAUUCAUGGAACGGAUGGGAUGGAGCGGCGAACAUCGAUGAGUUCACCAACGGGAGGAUAGCGUCAGCGGACCUCUCCAGCCCCGCGACCCUCGGGGGUCCCUUCGACUGGGUGAUGAGCCUGGAGGUGGGAGAACACAUCCCAGAGUCCGGCGAGAAGAACUUCCUGGACAACCUGGUCAAGCACGCCUGCGUGGGAGUGGUGUUGUCGUGGGCGGUGCCGGGGCAAGGGGGACACUCCCACGUCAACUGCCGCUCCAACGACUACGUCAGGAAGGAGAUGGCCGCCCGGGGACUGGAGUCGGAUAAGCUCGCAGAGGUGAAGCUGCGGAAAAACGUCGACCAACUCACCUACUUCAUGAACACCCUCAUGGUCUUCAGGUACCCCAAGAAGAGGUGCUGAGGCCCGUUCCGUCUCCUCCAACUCCUUCGAAUCUAAUAUAUUUGUAUGCGAAAAUAAGUGCCCAGACACCUGGCUUAUCAACUCUACUGAACUUCGAAGGGUGAAAAGGCCUCAGUAAUAUUCCGUUUGACUGAAGUUUGACUACUCCUCCAAGGUUCCAUACUGUCCUUUUAAAUGUAAAAAAAGUUCAAUAAGGCUACUCAACUAGCCUUUCAAGCUACCGAGGACAAACUAACAAUUUAAAACUAAAUAAACAAAAAAAUCUCAAAACUACUUAUAAACUGUCCUUACUGUCCUAACAGUUAUGACCUGAAGUGACCUAAAAUGUUAUGCAUCAGCCCAGUCAACACGUUUAUGGUAAAUAGGUAAACUUAGUUUACAAUAGCCGCUGAAGAUUAACAAUUCCACCUUCUCAUUUGCCAAAUUUGCAUCAACAUAUAAUCGGAUCCUACAAAUGUCAUGGAAAUUCAAUUACGAUAAUUACAAAUUGGCAAAUACUUUCAGAGGUUU
Messenger RNA from Procambarus clarkii (red swamp crayfish), 1475 nucleotides. Lineage: Eukaryota; Metazoa; Arthropoda; Malacostraca; Decapoda; Cambaridae. The record is from RefSeq and is a predicted model, not a curated record.